AUGGAAGACUGUGAAGAUUAUGAUACAUCAAGAUCAAAUACUCCCGAACUAGACAAUAAAACAUUUGAUGAUAAUCGACAAAACAAUAAUAAUAAUAAAUCAAUACUAAAUCCAUUUUCACAUUUCAGUCCGUAUUCACCACUAUCAGUUUUGUCUUUAUGCAAUAGUCCAUUAUUUCUAACACCAUCGCCAGCACCGUCCAAGUCAACAUUUAAUCUUUUCAAUCGAUCAAUACCAUCUUCUAUCUCUAUUUCCACAUUAGAACAAACUAAAUCCUCAAAUAGAGUAAAUUUUAGAAGUAUCGCUGAACUUGCUACUAGUUCUAGCACCCCUAAUUCUAAUUCACACGAGGAUAGUGGAUAUAAUUCGAUAUUAACAACAUCGGAAAACCAAAAAAUGUCAUCAUCAAUAGACAACGAUGAUUCAUGUGAUGAAUCUCAAGAUGAAAAUGCUCAAGUUUCAGUUGAGAAAAAGGUGGAUUCAUCACUAGCUAAAACUGACAUGAAUGGAAAGAAAAAAAAUCGUACACAAUUUACCGAUAAUCAGAAAUGGGCAUUGGAUCGUUUUUAUGCUACUCAAUCAUAUCCAGAUCCAUCACAAAUGGAAUUAUUGUCGAGACAAUUAUCAUUAGAAGAAAAAGUGAUACGUGUCUGGUUUCAAAAUAAACGUUCAAGAGAUAAAACACGUUUACCUCGUUUUUCACACCAUUCUCAUACUCAAACAACAACGCCUAUGAAUUCAACACCAACACGAACAAUUGCACCAUCAUCGUGGCCAUUUGCUUAUAAUCCACCAUUAUUUUACUAA
Messenger RNA from Didymodactylos carnosus, 807 nucleotides. The record is from the annotation of a GenBank genome assembly. Lineage: Eukaryota; Metazoa; Rotifera; Eurotatoria; Philodinida; Philodinidae.